UUGAAAUACUAAAUUAAUAUUCUUGUGCUUGUUAGCUACCACAAUGGGAAGAGUACCUUGUUGUGACAAGAAUAAUGGACUCAAGAAAGGUCCAUGGACACCAGAGGAAGAUCUCAAGCUUGUCCACUACAUCCAGAAACAUGGACCUGGAAACUGGAGAUCCCUCCCCAAGAAUGCCGGUCUGCAAAGAUGUGGCAAGAGUUGCCGCCUUAGAUGGACAAAUUACCUAAGACCUGAUAUCAAGAGAGGAAGAUUCUCCUUUGAAGAAGAAGAAACCAUCAUUCAGCUUCACAGCUUCAUGGGGAACAAGUGGUCCGCUAUAGCUGCGCGAUUGCCAGGAAGAACGGACAAUGAGAUAAAGAACUACUGGAACACACACAUAAGGAAAAGGCUGCUAAGAAUGGGGAUUGAUCCGGUUACUCAUGCGCCGCGACUUGAUCUACUGGACAUGUCCUCUGUAUUAAGAUCAGCUUUAGGGAACCCCUCAUCAAUUCUGAAUCUGCAAGGCUUGUUGGUCAACCCUGAAUUGCUGAAGCUUGUAGCCACUGCAUCCCUAUUAUCUCAUCAGACACAGAAUCUACCACAACUGAUCAAUGCUGGGGCGAAUUCCGAUUCUCAACAACUACUGAAUCAUCAGUUUCAGAUACCAAAUCAAACCACCAAUGUGAUUGACUUGGUGAGUAAUAAUUCAUUUGCUACUACUCCUUCUUCAUAUCUUGGGGAGAAUUUGAAUGUGUCUCAGCAAAACCAAGUUGAUUUGUUAGAGAAUGAAUUGUUACAGUACAUAAACAAUGGUAGUAGUGAUCAAAACAUGGGGUAUGAAUCGGUUAUGUCAACGCCUCUUUCGACCCCAACAACAACGCCUUUGACUUCAUCAUCAACUUAUGUGAAUAGCAGCAACAUAGAACAGGAAGAGAGGGACACCUAUUGCAGUGAGGUUUUCAAAUUAGAGAUUCCAGAGAGUCUUGAUAUUAAUGACUUCUUGUAAAUAUAUAUCUACUUUAAAGUAGUUUGCAAUUUUCUUUUUCCUUUUGUUGUAAUAUUUGA
Arachis duranensis is the source of this 1047-nucleotide messenger RNA. Its product is annotated as transcription factor MYB102-like. Bases 44 to 988 code for a protein of 314 amino acids. NCBI's taxonomy places the organism in Eukaryota, Viridiplantae, Streptophyta, Magnoliopsida, Fabales, Fabaceae. The record is from RefSeq and is a predicted model, not a curated record. The transcript has 3 exons.